Molecule: messenger RNA, 38405 nt
Organism: Xyrichtys novacula (pearly razorfish)
Lineage: Eukaryota; Metazoa; Chordata; Actinopteri; Labriformes; Labridae
Source: the annotation of a GenBank genome assembly
GAGAAUAGACUCAUGACAGCAGAUAUAGAGAGUAACAGAGAGAGAGAGAGAGAGAGAGAGAGAGAGAGAGAGAGAGAGAGAGAGAGAGAGACCAAGGACAGACAGCACUGAAGGGAGGGGGGAAAUACACACACUCUUCGUCACACCUUCCUCACAACCUCACACAGCUUCUGAGAGACACAGAGCACAUCUUGACAUUGUGAGGAAGAUGCAUGUCUUCAUCAGAGGAGCAUCCAGGACAGGAGAAUAGCUAAAAGCAAAGAGACAAAAUACAUGCCAAGGACUACAAACAGAGAGAGAGAGAGCAGAGUGAGCCCGGAGGGAAGGACAGCAGCUUUCAGAGAGGGUAAAACAGGCAGAAAGAGGCAGCAUCUGCAGGUUUAUUCUGAUGCUUUUAAAGCAACUGGAGAAUAAUUCUUAAAUAUCCGACUUUGAGGGUUUCUCCUUCUUUUUUGCACACUGACAUUCACUCUUUCUCUUAGUAUCUUGCUGCUGCUGCUGCUGCUGCUGUGAGGUCAUAGUCUCCAGCACUCACUGCCAGAAAACAAGGACUGCUUUUCAGACCUGACACCAUGAGCGAGGGGAAGAAAGGUGAGCUCGCCAUCCGGGAUAAAGCCAUCCUGCACCAGCAGAGGCGUCUCAAGCAGGCCACCCAGUUCACACACAAGGACUCGGCUGACCUUCUGCCCCUGGACGGGCUGAAGAGACUGGGCACGUCAAAAGACCUGGUGAGUGGAAUCACAAAUGUGUGCUUGAGGACAGCGGUUUGUAAAUGACUUGAUCUGAGAGGCUGUUGUUUGUGCUGCAGGGUGCUGUGGGGAUGGUAGAGGUUAAGUUUGAGUGGAAGUAGGUGUGAGGUGCUUAACGGCAUGUCUAUUGAUAGUUUAAAGGGAUGAUACAAAUGGUGAAAGUCAUAUCUAGAAAGAUUUCUGACUUUUCGGGCUAUUUGGUCUUUUUUUUGGAUGAAAAAUCUAAAGAAAGAGAAGAUGUGAGUUCACCUCUGUAUAGCUUCUUAUUUGAGACACACCAAGCCAAAAUGCUAGUCUAAGUUGGCUUUAUUCACAACUACAGAACUAGACUGACAAUAGUCCAAAAGCGAGUCAGCUGUGCUAUGCUAAAAGCUAAUGUACCCUUUAGCGGCAAACAUUAAAGCUCCUGUGAGGAGUUUUUUGACAUUAAUAAAAUAACCUGAAAUUCACGUUGAUGCCUUUUUUUAUGAAGCACAAUAACAGAAAAGAUUUUCAUGUUGCACUUUUUAGAGCCUGAGCACCUGAAAAAAACAACCCUGUUUUUACAUUUUCUACAUUAAAUAUUCACGAUGAAUGAUACAUUUGACCGUCACAAGUAGCAUAAAAAACUUUUGUUUUGUUACUGUUUGGAAAUGUAGAGAAAAAGAUAGAUCACUUUGUCCACAGGGGGCGCCAAAAUUAAUGCAAACUCAAUAUCCCUCACAGGAGCUUUAAGCAGGGGUGAGCAGGGGCACUCAAAGGUCUAAUGACAUUCAAGUAUUGCUGUAUGCAUGCUCAGUAAAAGCCCGCCUCUUUUACUACAUUUUCUGUUGGUCUACAUCUGGGCUAACUCACAUAUUUUGUAAGAAAAAACAGAAAUAGAUAGAAACUAGCUGCAUUCUGGUGGCCUAGUCAUGUAAAAAUAAGCACUUGACUACUAAUACAUGUGUAUUAUCAUCGUUUCCUGCAGCACUAUUAUCUGGUUUAGCUCUAAAUGCCAUUGAGUGCAGCCUUGAAAUGGAAAUUUAUCGCUGAAAUGGUCAUUAAAGAUUCAGAGUCCGGUGCUCUGCAUACAAAAGAGGAAUCAUUGAGUCAAAGCAUGUUACAGUACACUGUGCAGGGCCCUCAGACAUACAGAGAAGCCGUUAUACACUCAGAAACACACACUCACAUACAUAUAAACACACUAAGGCUGACACACACAUGAUGAAACCCAGUCCUGAAUGUUAAGUACAACCUCUUCACCCCCUCUUCCUCCACAAGCUCACUUAACCGAAAAACUGUUUUACACUCAGGAGGAACUCCCUGUAAUAAUUUCUACAAUUUAUUACUCCACCUCUCUGCUGACACAGUUCUGGUUUGAUGGUGGCUUCCCAGAUUCCCCAGAGCUCUCAAAAGAACCUUCACACAAACGCUCUGGCACCGGGAAGCGGCACUAGCUCUGCUCUGUGCUCUGCUAAUCUCACACUGUGAUGCAUUUAUGUGUCUGCCAGAUUUUAAUACCAACAUUUGCUGCUAGAAAAACACUCCACCCCCCCUUCCUCUUUUUGUCUUCUUUGACUGAGUCACAUUUCUUUAUUAUCAUGUUGUGAUUCAGAGGCAGAUAUGUUUUUAUACUCCUUCUCUUAUCUACUCUGUGCUCCUGGGGAAACAUUUCAUUUAAAACUCCAACUGUGGCAACAAGCAGUGGAUGUUAUCUGAGGCAUACAUGGUGAGUUUAUAGCUUUGCUAGCAGUAAAGCGGAUGGAAACUGACCAGGCUGAAAUAAAAAAAACAGCUACUGGACAAAAUGUGAUGUAAAUAUUUUAACAAUUUAAUGUUACCCUUGCUGGAUGACACCAGAUUUAUAAAACAAAUCAUGAUAUUUUUAUUGCGGUACUGCUUGAAAAUACUGGUCAUAUGUUGUGUUUAAGCUGUAGCACAGCCGCCCACCACCAGCCAAUGGUUGAUGACGACUUUCAUGAUGCUACAGAUGCUCAGAGGCUGACAGUCUUUUGUCAAUAAGCCAAUCCUCGUCUAGUGCUUGUAAACUGGGACAGAAAGACAGAAGUCCAGUUAAAUUGCCUAAUGAAGCUAUAACCAUAAAACACCCAUUACCAUCAUGUCGUUACCUGACCAUUGACUGUCAUUCUUGACCUCAGUAGAUUAAUAAAGUGAUAAUUCCACAAAAAUGUAGGAUAUGUGAUGCAAUCUGAGCCAUCAUUUUUUGAACACACCAAUUCUAAACAUUUUAAAACAUGAAAUAAAAGAUAAUAUCCAACAAGAUGAAACUCUGUUAGAAAGACUUUACUGUGAGUCGACAUCUCCUGCAGCAGCCUGAAGACACUCUUAUCAUAAUACCAAUUAUCGUAUUCUAUAAGACAGAAUGAAGCUCAUUUCAGGGCUUAUCUAAAAUCCUAUCUGCGGUGCAGCUGUGGCCACAGGGAGCCGGACACGAUUUGUCUGAAACAAGUGUUUUUCGUUGUCAGAAUAGCUGCAGGAACUUAAAGGAGGAGUGCAAAUUGGAAGGCGGUCUUCGUCAUGCCUGUAAUCUCUCCUCUGCAGACAGCCGGAGACAUGGUUCAGGCUGUGAAUAGACAUGAAUGCAGAGAGAGAAAAAGAGAGAGCAUGUGUUUCUGAGACGGUUCCCCUGUUGAACCUUCGAAGACGAGAGAUGAUUUUGUCUGAAGGAGGCUGUCAGAUGUGUUUGUUUGUCUGCGGGCUAUCUGACUACAAAUGACAGCCUGGUUUUCUUUUUGCUUUUUUUCAGAUGUGUCUCAUUUUGUAAUAAAAUCACAAUACAAUUAUCAUAUUCAUUGUAGCUUGUGGCCUCAAUAACAAAGGCUCUAUCUCUUUUGUAAGCCACCAGCCAUGUGGAGUGUUCAAACUAGUGAUCUCCUCUAUGAUAAAUGUAACAGUUAAAGAUAAUUGGACAACGUUAAAGGUGCAGUUUGUGGUAUUUAGCAGCAUUUAGAAGAGCAUCAUUUGUAGAGAUGGAAUAUAACACUCAUAAGUUUCACCUGAAUAUAGACAUAACUUAGAUGUUGUUUACUCAGAAUGAGCCUUUUGUAUCUAGGCCGCCAUCUUGCACUGCCAUGUUUGUAUCGUAGCUCAGAGUGGACAAACUACAGAAAGACCCAAGUGUUUUAUAUUCAGAGAUGUAAAGGGUGGUUGUUGUUGUUGUGCCAGAACAAAUGUUUAAUUUAUGAUGGUAAAACUUGUCAAAUAGAGGAUCAGGCGUCACAUGAGCUCUCUGUCCUUAAAAACCUCUGUAGCUUCGCUAAUAGGAGGGGUGAGCAAGGGAGCAUUUUCACCUAGAAUCUGUCUAAUUAAGCUAAAUGUUGCCAUUUCUAUACUAAAAAUUUGGUAUAGUUUGUCUCUUAAAAUUGGAAAAUUUGCAGUCUUUGUUUAAUUCAAUUUCUGAUUGAGUAUCUUUGAAAGAUAGAGGGAAAAUGGAGGACUUGAAAUCAGUACUGGGGAUAAUCAUAAACUUAAGAGAGUUGAAAAUACUGACUCACUGAUCCUAACAACAACAACAAAAAAAAUCCAUUUAUCAAACACCUCCAAACACCACAGGUUCUUUUUUCUCAGAUUUGCUGCAUCUCUUUGGACCAUAAAACCCUAAAUUAUAAACCUUUUUCAGAAAGACAAACUGAAACACAAAUUCAAUUUAAAAAAAUCUAUGUGAAAACUGCUACUGGUUUAUUAUUAACUGGAUGAUCAAUUUGAGAUUAGUUUGACAAUAUUUCACCAAAUUCAUUCAUUAUUUUUUAAAGAGAAAAGCGCUGAAUUUUCUCUAAACUGAAGAUUGCUUGUUUUGCUUCACGUAAAAUGGAGUGUUGUUCAUAAAAAAAGUUAAAAAUGGGAUUCAUUUUGUUGGAAAAGCACAAAAAAUCAUCAGCAAAGAAGUUGAACUUGACAUGACUUGACAUGAACUUCAACAAAUUGGUCAUGAACAAGGAAAAAUACCUAAAAUUUUCUGGUUUUACUCCCUCAAAUUGAGAGAUUCUCUGCUUUUUGUCACGGACAAUCUUAAAGUAAGAAAAGAAUCAUAGUCUACCAGCUAAUUGAGCGAUGAUUGAUCAAUGUUUAGGAUGGUACAACUUGGUACAACUACUAGUCUGAAAAAUACAAGAUGUUUUGAAAUAUCACCUUUUUCUAUAUUUUGACAGUUUCCAGACCUUACAAGCAAAAUAAAGAACGAUAAGGCCAGUUAUCCGCAUCCUUAUCUCCAUUCCUGCCAUCCUUCCUCUUAAUUUGUGCUUGCUGUCCUGUCCUGUCCGCUGUGUAAUUCAGCAGCAGCGCCUGUUAUGUAAGAGUGAAUUUGUUUUGCUGCUCUUUAGCCCGAGGUCCUCUCACUCUCAGCUGCAGCAGCACCACUCCAGCCAUGUUGUGUUGUUGAGGAAGGGGAGCAGUGAGCAUGAAAAGGGCAAAAUCUACAGUGCGAACGCAAGAGCGAUGAAGAGGAAGAGAAGAGACGGCUGGAGAUAUAUAAGGUCAAGGAGGACGCUUGGUAUAGUGUGGAGGUUUUAUGUUACACAAUGAAGAGCGUUGAGUACAUGUGUGAGAAAUGUAUAGAAAGUAAACCAGACAGAACAAGAGUACAUACUGUGUGUGGAUGUGUGUGUGUGUGUGGGGGGGAUUGGGUUGGAAAAAUCUAAGCCUGGUUGCAUUAACACCUGAGCUCAGCAUGGACCAAGUUAUUGUGUAACCGCUGAGUAACAUUAGUGUUUCAGCUGCACACAGUCGAUAGUGGCUCUUAAAAGCUACACAGAGGGACAUCUUGAAAUAAGCAGUGAUUAUUCUGUAAUCAAGCUCCCAGAAAAUACUCAAAAAUUAUAAAUAUUCAUUUUAUUUUCAUGCCAAAUGUUUAUAAUCUUAACCAGGUUUCCCAGGUUUUGCAAAGAUUGACAUUGUAAAACUUUAAACGCCUACAAAUUCACUUAUUUAUGCAGGCUCCUCUCAAAGAUACACUGUAGUCUGUAGGCACAUGUAAAAAAACAGACCUAUAAUAUUCAGAAUAAUGAGUGUACAAUCAUACAGUCUAUAAAACCUGUUUCUGUAUGGCCUUCAACUGUACAUCUAUACGCAGAUCCGUUUGUACGUGGGCCUAUUUUGAAAUUUAGUGGGUGGUUGUGCAAAAUGCCUCGUUCAGAAGACAAAGAAGAAAAGAGAGGUUGUUGUGUGUGAAAAAAAAAGUACUGAUAGCUGUUUUUGAUGAUAAGAGUUUAGCAAAUGGAGGAUCAUGCGUAUUGUGCAAUGCAUCACAGCACCUUCUUGACCUCAAAGGCCACCAUCCCCUCACAGAUAAGAGAGUUGAGCAAAGGACAUUUCAGUGUAGAGUUGCUGAAUAUUCCGAUUUCUAUGCACUAAGUGAAAGUCAUAAAUAAAAUCAACAGCUAAAUUAAAACUAUCAAACUUACCAGGUUAGAGAGCGGAAUCCCAAAGCCGCCCCCUUUUGCCCCGCCCCCUGUAAAGGAGGGCGGGGCACUAGGACAAAGGAGUUGUCCUAGUGCUGCUUUACAACAGAGAGAGAAAGAAGGCAAAGUAUAGGUCAAGAUGUGCUGAAAAUGAAAUUAAAAAAAAAUGCAGUUCCACCAUUGUCCAUUAGAGGGUGGCUCCAAAAGCCAAGACAUCUCUAUUUGGUCCCAUGUUAAUACUAACAUUUUUAAAAGUAGCAGAAUAAAGUCACUUAUUUGUCAGUAAAGAUACUGUAAAGGCUGAGUGUUAUGCAUUAGUGUGCAUAGUAAGUUGCAUGGCUGGUGUAACUGCAUAUGGGAGCUAUUUUCCAGCUGUUCCACCUCUUCGUCUGUGUCUAGGCUGAUUGAACAAGAGCUUGAGUCAGCAUUUCCAGUAGGAGGUUAGGCAGUCAGCUUUAUGGGUCCUAGUGCGGGAAUUUAAAUGGAACAACACAAGCUGUUUUCUCCAUGCUUCACUUGGCUCAUUUACUCUGGUAAAUAAAGCAAUAGUUUUCAUCUCAUCUAACUCUCAAAAAAAGGAAAGCUAUAGUUUCCAAGUUUUGCAAAAUGGCAUGUCAGGUAGACUGAUUUUACCUACUAAGCCUCUGAGACUUCAACCCUUUUUCAAAAUUCAUUAAUCUUUUGGUAGAUAACAAGCUCCAGAAAGAAAAACAUCUUCAUUUUAAACAUGUGCUCUGAUUUUGUUGUGUACACCUCCUGUGCACAGCGGAGCGUCUUUCUCCCUGCUGCUUAGCUGUCUGUUUGCUAACGUCUCUCUCACACAGAUGAGUGAGCCUGAAACUGUGUAAUAGCGUGUGUUCGUGAGUCGGAGCCUAUCUAAUGGAGACAUUGCAGUCUCCAGGUAAUUUGGAGGAUGAUCAAAAACUCAAGGCUGGGCCUGAAUUCAGAAAUGUGCCAAAAGAGGAACAAAUAUGAGAACAAAUGAGCAGCUGUGUGAAUUAUGUCCAAAGACUGGGGAAAGAUUGUUUAUAUUGAGCAAAUUUUUUCGUAUAAUCCUUCUUUUAUAGCUUUAUGCAAAUAUUUGACCUACAAACAGCGCAGUAUAGCUGUAGAGCGACAGAUGACUGAAUAGUAGUGUCACUCACUUUGAUCACGGGGCUCUAGGGAUUUGGACUUUUUCUACACCCCUGAAACAAAGCAUGUUAAAUCGCUUCAGAUGCAGCUUUAUUAUUAGCUCUAGAACAAUCAGGCAAGCCAGAAAGACGUGAGCAUAGAUCUGCCUCCCUGUGUGUCAUCUAGAGUUGAGGAUAGGAGGGAGCUGAGCCCCCCCUCAGCUGCUCCCUCAGUACAGUGUAGAGAUAAAAAUACCUGACAAAGACAAGAAAACAAGCCCUCACAGCAGAGGGGAGGAGAACUCACCAUACUGGGUAGAGGUUCAAUUGUUGGUUACUCAAGCUUUGAUACAUGAGGUCUUCAGAACUGCUCAUUUCGAUGGGUAAAAACAUGAAGCAGAAAUUCCUGAAAGACAUGAAUUUUAGCAGCAUUAAAAAAACAAAUCCUGAUGGCUCUAAGUUUGGAGCUAUCAGAUUAUUUUGAAAUAUUAUUUACUGAAUAAUCUUAAAAUUAAUGUAAUUCUCAAAAUAUCUAUCCCAAAAUGUAAAAUCCUUUUUUUUGUCAUUAGUUUUUCUUUUAACAGAAAAACAAACUUACCUCUGUCGAGACUAAGGUCAAGAGGGAAGUACAAAAUUAUGAGUUUUUUUAGGGUCCUUGACCGUUCAGCUUUUGGAACCCCACUGCACACCUCAGUGUCCAUUCCUAAUGGUCUCUCAUGGUCUAAAAUCUGGCUGUGUCAAAGGGAUAUUUUGGCGUAAAAUUAAGUUAGGGUCAAACACACCGCAACAUCAAGUUAGACACCCAGUUCAGAGAGCCACGCGCUCAACCAAAACGCCACUCUAUAGCCACAAAUAAUGCUCAGAACAGCACCUAACUUCAUCAACAGUACAUAUAGGGUCCGAGCCAUAGUACUAGCCACCAAACAUCUUUUUAACUUUGACUAAUUUCUUCAGCAAAGAGACUAAACACAACUCACCUACUCUCUUCCAGCAGCCGCUUGUUUGUAGCGAGACCUCUGGGCGAGUCCAUUGACUGCUGCGGGGUGACGCAGCUCAAGGAAGAACAUUUAUGAUAAUUUCUUUAUCAUUUCCUUGAAGUGAUAAUCAUCAUAUUUAUCAUCUUGUACAACAGACGCGGUAGUUCUUGUGCCUUAGCGUCUCGGUCUGAUUGCAUUUUCAUGAAGUCACAAUCACUGCUAUAGAGUGGCGUGUUGGUUGAGCACGUGGCUCUCUGUAUUGCUAUCUGCAGUCAAACUACUAACUAAAGUUGGUAUAACUAGAGAAGCAAGCGGUCAGCAAAAUUCAUCUCUUGAUGGGGUGUCUAACUCGGUGAUAUGGUGUGUUUGACCCUAACUUAAUUUUACACCGGAAUAUCCCUUUAAAUACUUGAUUCUGAUUGGUCAAAAUCCCACAACAACACUGUUUUAAUUCUUGAAAGCAAAUUGUUGCCUCGGACUAAGUGAUCCCUCACACCAAAUGGAAAUAAAUAAUGGACAGGAGUCUGGUAAUGUGACCUCUGCCUGUUGACACUGUGGCAAAAACAAACCUCUGCCAGUUUCUGCUUACAUCCAAAACUCUCCAACAGCCUCUCUAAGCUGAGAUAACACAGCUCAGCUUUGCAUGAAGGUCCUACUCACCCUGGAAAAGUGGAGUAGUUUGUUUUGAUGGACUAAUCAUUCAAUCAGCUGAUUCAUUCAGCACUAAUUAGAUCUGAGCACCAGGAGACACACUGGAAAAUGUUGUUACAGACAAGGUCGGCUGAGUGGUCAAUGAAUCGUCUAAUGAAAAUAAAAACUGUUGAUUCAUCUGUUGUCGUCACUUAAUGACUAAUCACCUUAUCUUUUAGCGUGGCAAACUGAUUAUGUCAAGUGGAACAGACCCGCAGAAAUAUUAUUGACAAAACUAUUUCCAAACACCGAACAAAUGACUUGAGAUUUGGGGAUUUGUGGAAGCGACAGAAGGUGAUGUAAGAAAGUGAAAGAGGAGGAGGAAAUAGAGGAGGAAGAGGAACAGGAAAGCAGGCGGCAGAUGUGGAGCUCCUGGAGACCUCCUGCUCGGUGCGACAGGAAGUGGGUCGCUGGGGACCUCUGUCAGAAUGAGAAAGGGGGCAUUAGAAAGGUCACAUGACCGUGCUGGAUGAGAGAGAGGAGCCUGUUGCAGACAGAUAAUUAGUCCACAUUGCAAUUAGGCUCUAAUCUGUCUCACAGAGGGAGAAAUCCAGAGAAGAGAAACUGAGACAAAGACUCGGAGAGGAGGAAGAGCACUGGCGUCAUACAUUAGCGGUUAUUCCCCCAUCCCACAGGCAGAUAACUGGUUUAAACUGGUUUGAAUUCCGGGGUCAUGACAGGACUCAUAUCAGCAGCAUCAGCAGCAGAACACGUAUGAACAGACAGGGGUAGCCUGAAUUUUUUAGACAUGGUCGGUCCACUCACAAAAUACAAGACUAGUGAAGACAGUUUCCCAUAUUUCACUCAAACAUGAUACGAGGGUUUUUUAUUUACCAAUAAAACAGAUAGAAAUAGUUACCUUUGACCCUAUAUGACCUACAACAGCGAACAAGAACAUCUGAAAGAAGACUGAUGACUUCCAAGGAUGAUAUUUUGUACUUCUCUGUACAACAAACGCCUUUGUUCACAUUUCCCACUAGAAAGCUUCAAAGAGGUACAUUUGAGCUCAAAAUGAAAACAGGAUUUGAUUUUUGGUUUAGUUUAGAUGUACUGCCAUGAUUUACUUGAGGUAGUGGCAAUUUCACUUCAAGAGGCUGUUUUACACAAAAAUGUAUUUCAUAGAAAACAGUUGAUUAUUGUUGAGGUUUAGUUUUUUCUUUUCAGUGGAACCACAUUUUGAGUUUAGAAACCAGCUUCCACAGAGGAACGUCACCCUUUCCCUCACACCAUAAACUGGCAAAACUGUGAAAAUGUCACGGUCACACCCUUUUCAUUUAUAUCAUGAAUGUUUGUUUGUAAAAAACAGCUCAAUAAAGGGACACUCAUACGGGCAGGUGUUGGGCUUCUCCUUAGUAGUGUUUCAUCAGCUACUAGCUUGGCAUGCAUAUACCAGCAUUUUCAGAUACUCUUGCAGGUCCAUGUGCAGCCAAUUGUUUUCACAGCAUUCUCAUGAGAAUACAGUGUUUUCAAAAACACUUCAGUAUUUUUCAACCUGGGUCCUCUUUUCCUGUGUUUGUGUGUGGAUGACUGAGCUGUUUCUGAAAUUGAUCCAGUAUUGAGGGAAAGCGGAGCAGCUGGCAGCUGUGAAACGAGCUAAAAUGUCGUUUGACUGGGCGAUUGUGCAUCAUUAAACUGCGCUGAAGUGCUUUUCAAUAUUAUUUUACCCUUUCUUCAUAUAAAAAAGAUCAAAUGGAAGAUGGUGUCUGGCAUUCUCAGUGUUAUUAUUAUUACUUUAACGCUCGUUUGAGGAUAAUAAACAACUAUGGGACAUAAUACAAUAAGCAGAACCAAAGAUUCAAAAUAAUAUCAUCCAUAAUGAAUCUGCCUGCUGUGAGAAAUGAACAGAUGAGACCUAAACGCUGCCAAUUUCUCCUCCAGUAAAACGAUUCACUGUCAGAUGAAGUGAAACAGCAGGAUGCAUCACAUUCAGUUUAUUAGGUCUUAAUGGGACAGCACUGGUUGCUGUCUUUGUUAGAUUAUAUGACGGGGAAUCCUCCAGGAGACCAUAUGAUUGAUGACAAUUCACAUUUUCUCAGCCUGUUAGCGAGCAAUCACAGGACUGAGGUGUGAAAUAUGUACAAACCCUCCAAAUGUGACAAGAAGAAGGAUUUUCUCAUAUAUUAGAGACCUGUGGAGUUAAAUGGAUUAACAGAGCAGCUGUGUUUUAUCAGGAAUAAAGUGGAAAUGGAAUGAUAGAUUAACUGUGAAGUUCAGGAACUUUGUUGUAUGUUUCUUCUUUCUCUGCAUGGUGUUUCAGCUCAAAGACAGAAUUUAAUCUUUUCCGCAUAGAAACUAAAGACAAUAAUGAACGAUCUUUUGGUGUCGGAGCUGCAAUUUCUUAGCAAAGAUACUCUCCGUGAGUUUUCCACUUCAACACAAAACCUUUUUAGUUAGACGCCUUCACGACAUGAUUCACGAACUUGACUCACUCCAACUUUAAAAGUAACAGACUGUAUUUUCAAGAUGGUCAAGUUGCUGUGACGUCAGGCUUGGUUUGGACUGGGAAGCUCAAAUAUUUAUAUGCCUCACUGCUCUGUUCAAGGUUGUAAACUAUCAAAAAUCACAAGCUAUGUUCUGAUGGAAGAGUGAAGUCUGGAUUUUUCCCUCUGGGAUGUCGUUUUCAUUUACCACCUGAGGAAAGUACAGAUUCUCCAGGUAUUUAACAUGUUCGUUUUUGCAUGACACCUCAUGUACAUGGCCUUUGGGGAUACAGCUCAAGUGUAGUAACAUCCUGGUCAAAGAUAAUGAGAAAUCAUAUAUUGCACUUAAACUAAAACACAGCGUGGGUCAAGUCUGCGUGUUCAGAUUUAACUGAGUGAGGCACAAACAUGAGGUGCUAAGUGUUUUUUAAAGUACCUUUAAUCGUCUUCAUUUUUCCUGCGUUUUCAGAAACGCCUCAUCUAAGAGCUGACCUUUUGGUAUCCCUCCAUUUCAUUUUCAUUGUUUAAUGUGUUUUGUACCUCACUUUUUGUUCUAUAUCGAUGUAACAGUUUUACACAAAACCACAUGAAUUCCUCAUGAGCAAAAUCACAUGACGAAAAGUUAGUUAUGACAGACAUAUAUUGUACAAGUGACACAUUUACCUUGAGUCCAUCUGGUCAUAUGUGGGUUAUGGGAGGACUUUGUUAAGGGGAGUAUUUAACUCAUACAGUUUAAAUAUGAAUAUAAAUAUUUUGAAAGAGAAGGGGGUUCUGCUUUAGGAGAAAAUCUAUAUAAAAAUAAAUAAAAAAAAUAUUGACAUCCAAAAUAAUGGCACGAAAAAAAACGCUCCUGGUGUGAAAGGACCUUUAUCCAAUUAUGUUAACUGCUUCUCUCAUAAUUAUGAUGCUUCAUUCCUUCAAAGCUCAGUGUUGCCAUAGACCAGCUGAGCCCACAUUCAUAUCAAAGUUCAGCUUUGCCUGUUGACACUGUGGCAAAAAUGUCAGCUUCUGUCAGCAUUAAGAACCCUUUCAUGGGUCAUUAUAUUGUUUCCUUGUGAGGUUUUUUUUUAAUUUAUCUGCUAAAUUCUUCUUAAUUUUCGAAGAGAGCCAGACAAAUCAAACUGAAGUUCAUAAUAAUUCACCUCUAGUUGUAUCCGCACCUCGGGUCUCUCACUGCGUGACCCCUCGCUGCUCUGCUGUCUUGCAGUUACACAUGUAAACAAAGCUGCAUACAAAUUACAAAGUGCAAGACUGCGACUAACCCUCGAACCGUUCAACAGGACAAGGGCAUGGAAGUUUGACACUGUGAGGCUGCAGAUCCUCCAGAGAGGCUGAAUUCGUGAUGUUUUUGCAAGUGAAAUCAAAACUUUGCUUUAAAGACAACUAGGACGACAUUAUAUAAGAGCUUUAAUUUGUUAUUGAAGGUUUGAACUGUAAUUAUCAAAUGAGAGAAAUACAAUUCAGACGCUGGUACUGAAGUGUUUGAAGAAAAAAAAAAACAGGGUUUAAAAAGCAUUUAGUCCAGUCUGAAGUGUAACCCCUCGCUGGUUUUGAUUUGUUCAGAUGUCGAGGAGCUCUGUGUGAAAAAGCUUCUCUUUAAGUGGAACUCCUGCCGAGAGGAGAGGAGAGGAAAAGAUUUUCUCUGAGGAUUAGGAUUACUUUAAUGUUCAAGUUGGGGUUUAAGGCUGGAAGGAAAAGAAAUAUGGUCUUGAUGUCUAUUGAUUGUAAUGAAAGGCGGACGGGGAGGCAUGAAAUGUGACAAGAAAGAGGAGGAGGAGGAGGAGAGAUGAGAAGGAGAAAAAGAAAUGAAGAUGGAAGAGGAAGAAAAGAGCAAAGGGAGAUUGCAUGGAGAGGGGGUGAGGAUAGGUGACAUAAAAUGCAAAGGAGGAAGGAGGGUGAAAUUGAAAAGGGGAAUGAGUUGGAAAACAGAGGAAGGAAGAGAAGAGGAGAGGAGAGGAGUCAAGAGGAGAGAGUAAUGAGGAGGAGAGCAGGGAGGAGGAGAGGCCAUCAGUGGUCUAACAGCUGCUGGGCCACAGCUGGAGCUCAGAGGGGAACCAAUGAGCUGAAUCAGUGUCAGGUGGUGAUUACUGGCUGCUUGUUUCGGGCAGACAUCCUCACAGAAAGGUCUAUAAAAAGAAAAGAAAUCUACCUCAGGAACACUUGAUUUUCACAGCGUUUGAUUCAGAUUCUUAUGGAUCAGACAGGCCGUCAGAAAUGCCUCCUCCCUAUUCUGUCGAGGUGUUGGACUGAGCUACACAUUGACAGAUGAAUGUCUGACACCAAGAGAGAGCAGGUGACGCAUAAAGACAGAACAGAGAGACAUGUCCAGACAUGAAAUGACAUGGUUACAGCCAGGAGAAGUCAAAAGGCUUCAUCUGUUGAGUCCUGAGAUAUCCUUUCUUGUGCUAUCGUCUAUUUUCUUUUUGUCUCUUCCUCCCUGACGCCCCGGGAAAUCGCCCUCAUCUUCAUUCAGAUUCUGCCCAGCAAUACUUAAACAGCCGCACUGUGCAGCCUUGCCAUGUGCAUGUUAAUCAGAGCAGAACAUCAAAUAAUGGACAGUAAUGCAAGGGGGGGUAAAUGCAGGAAGGGGAAUAGCAGGGUCUCCCAUAUUGUCUGGAUUAGCUUCCUUUCACUGGAGAUCAGAGCGGCACAAAAGCAGCCGCAGGAUGGAGUUUACUCCCAGACAAAAGAGGGUUAUUGUUCUACGAUCGAGCUUUGCUUUUGUGUGAGCACACAACGCUAUCACUCACAAGUCUUGUGUAAUAGUUCGAUUCUAAUAAAAAUAUGAACAGAAGGUUGCACGCAGCUCUCACAGGACAAAAACACUUUAGUUCGACCGCAACCUCUAAUGAAUGUCGUAACUAAGAGAGGGGAUGUUGGUGAUGAACAAGAAGUUUGGAUAGAAGAUGGAUAAGGUUUUGUCACUUUUUCAACACAUUUAAAGUUCCCAUGAGAAAUUUUUUGGCUUGGAGGCAGCAGAUCUGAAAGUCCUGGAAGUUACAGAUAAAAAAGGUUGGCAAAGUAAAACUGCUGGCACAAGUUUGGACCAUCUUGUCUUUUUAUACGGGGUCAGAGCUACAAAGAGCUACUCCGGCUGACUGUGCUCACCCUCUUCAUGCAGAGUACAAUCUGCUGCCAUCUGGUCAGAGGUAAAGUCUGCCCAGGUGUAGGACAGCAGACUGAAAAGCUCAUUUGUCUCUGGCACUGUUAAACCUCCUGGGUUGAGUGAUUUAACUUGGACUACUGUCUCGUCCAAGUUUAUCAGCACCUGGCAGCAAUAGUAGUAGUUGUAACAUUAGCUUUCGACUACUCAGUUGUGACCUAUUAGGCACCAAAACAAUUGACAAACCAUAUAAGGUCUACAACAAGAAGAACAUCACCACUUUUACAGCUCUGUACCUUUCAUUUGUACGAUACAACAGAUUUGUGUUUUUAACGUCUGUUCUUAGACUGUUGAGUUUUUAUUUUUACCACUCGACUACCUGGAAAUGCAUCCAUGCUGUUAAACUUUGGGCUCAAACUUCUAUCGCACAAACUCUGGAGCAGAUUCGGUGUUUCAGCACAUCUCACACAUCAGAUUUGUAGACCAGGCCAACGUCUUGAAAUUGUCAUGGUCCUCUAGGCCUUCUUCUGUCAUUGUUUGGUGAUCCAACUCUAAUGAUCACAUGCUCCUUGCAGGCACUUGAGCUGAAAAAAGUGUCCAAAAACAUGAUUCAUCAUAGCAGGUUGUGUAUGAGGUUAAAUAAUGUUGCGUUUGAGUUACCUCGGAAGUCAGAUGUCAGAGCUGAAAAUGGCGUCACACCUGAGUUACCAGCGUUUCAGUUACCAGGUCAGAAAAAAACGAAAUCGGAGGCGAAAACAAGAUGGCUACUUUUAUGAAAGUUAUUUUAGAACUUGCCUUGGCUGAAUAUAAGGCAAGCGCUAAAAUAAAUUUCGUAGAUGUAGCCAUCUUGCUUCAGGCCUCCAAUUUAGCUUUUUUUCUGACUUGGUAACUGAAACGCUGGGAACUCUGGUGUGACGCCAUUUUCAGCUCGGACAUCUGACUUCCGAGGUAACUCGAACGCAGCAUUAUUUAACCUUCAUACACAACCUGCUAUGAUGAAUCAUGUUUUUGGACACUUUUUUUCAGCUCACAGACUGACCUCUAGACCCUUUCUCUAAGGCUGAGCCCUGAGAACCUUUGGAGGAAACUCAUAAUUGCCACUUACAUUUAUUUUAUGUAUGUUUUCAUCAACACUGUUGUCUUUUUAGUUUGGAGAUCUGCUCCUAAGUGAUAAGAUUCAACCAAAAUAGUAAGCUGUUACAAGGUCUUGGGGGAAUGGUAUGGUUUGGUACAUGGUUGGGUAAUAAUACGCCCAGCAUUAAUCAUUUAAUGGCAUCUAGCUCUGGGCUAUUUAAGGCUUAUCUUAAUGUUUCCAUAACAAAGAUAAGCCUGAAACUCUUCAGAUGUUAAAGACUACAAAGCAGCCUCUUUCAAACUUCAGCAUCAACAGACGACAUGCACCAAAUUUACUGAUGGAUUCUGAACUAUUUUAAGCUUUUUGAGAUGCUAAUUUCAGAUGGGAAAAAGUUGGGAUGUGACAACUUUAAAGGUUUUCUUGCUGCAUCAGUAUCCGUGGAAGUUGAUCGCUGAUAUCUAUCUGUUCUUUAACGUCCUAGCUUUAUCUUGAAAUCUAGACAAAACACAACAGAGGAGAUGAAUUUCAUCACUUUAUUCUUUGCUUUGUGUACAUUUAGAGCUUAAGUGUUUGAUGAAAAUGGCUGUAAAGCUCCUGUAGGCUGUCGAGUACAGAAACACCUUGAAAACAGAGCAGAGCACAUGCUUUGUGUUUUAUUAAUGCAGCGUCUGUGCUGGUGUUUGGUGACGUGCUCUUUUCAAAGCUCGCAGUCUGACGGUCUGCACCAUGACUCUGCUGAAGGACAAUGUGAUUACAGAGAAACAGAAAGCUUUAAAUAUGAUUAACUUUUUCAUAUGAUCCAGAAAGAACAACCAGUCUGUGAACAUGCGCUGUUUCAAAAAACACUGGAAAUGUGUCAUUGAGUUCAUGACAGUUGUGUUUUAUUCAGGAGAUGCAGGAGUAAUGAUUGAGUGUAAAGCUCCUGUAAAGCCUCAUAUAAUGCCUGUGUAGCUUUCUGCAUGGACUCUAAAAUGCUGGAAGACUUCAGGCAACAUGAGAAAAAUCUGUCUGCAAAAAGAGCAGCUCCAGAAGCCUUUAAUACCUAAUGACAGUGAUGACCUGCAUGUAUUGUCUUAUCCUCAUAUCUGCUGUCACGGAAUGAUAAUGUGACCUUUAUUUCAGGUGCUGUGAAAGCUCUAUUAUGUCAGCGAGUGAAAGUUAGCAUUUUAAAUGUCUGUGUGUUUUUGUGUUUGGUUGAAGUGAGGUAGGGAAACAUCAUAAUCACCUAGAUCUGCAGAAUCAGCUGGGAAAAGUAGCCGCUGUUGCCCCAGUUUGGCCAAAAAAAAGACUUUUCCAGAUAGUCAAUGGAAGAUGGGAAGAGAUUUAUGAUGGAGCACUGCAUCUUCAACAGCAGGAGAAACUAUCAUGCAGUCGCAGGUAGAGAGAGGAGGGCAGGGAGAGGAGCAGGACGAGGCAGGGGUGUGUAUUCGUAAAUGUCUGAAAAGCAAAGGGACAGAAUGAGCACAACCAGAGAGAGUUUGUAGAGUGCUAACAAGCUAAAGUGAGAGACAUCAUUCUGAAUCUUAACAACUUUAAAGCCCAAGUCUUGACAUAUUAAAGGGUGUUACAUGAAAGCUUGAAAAGUCUGAAUGAUUUGUAAUCAACAAAAACGCUCCCAAAGUGAAGAUUUUAAGAAUGGUUCCUUUAAGUUGUUGUUUACAUGACUUUUUAAAACAUUUAUAUCAUCCAGUUCGAUGGAAAGAGAUAGAGGCAAAAGAGGCCCGCUUGUAUUGAGUUUUUCAAAGUAAUAAUACCUCGUCUUCUUUUGUUGUCUAAAUGUACAAUAUAAGAGGAAAUGUGCUGCUCUGGUUUUGCACAAUUGCAGAAAGCUGUGUGUGUGUUUGAGUGUGAGCUUGUUUGUUGGUUGAUUCAGUGUGCACAGAUUCAGUUACAGCUUUUUAUCAGUUAUUUACAAGGCCAUGCAUCCCGGCACCUGCAUACAUAACAGAACAACUGAAUCUUUUUGUGAGUGGCUGUUCUCUCUCAGGGCCUUUUUAAGGUUUCUUAAUGGCAUUUUUUACAGAGGCAGCUUCUCAGGUUUUCCACUGGUCUGUUUUUAAAACUCAUUUCGGUAGAUCGGUGUUUUCUUGAAUUCUAUGUUGUGUAUAUAUUACUCAUGCACUCUCUCCUGAAUGUAAAGCACUUAGUGAAUGAUUUUUAAAAAGUGAUACACAAAGUUUAUUACUAGCACCAAGUGGGACUGCACUUAAAUUCAAGGCUGGUGCUCCAAUCUCAUUAAAAAGACUGAGUGUGCUGUACUAGGGAGUGAAAAUCAUCAACCGUGUUCAUCUAUAUGAAGGUAUUUAAUGAGUAACUUAUAGAACAGUCUAGUUUUGCACAUAAAUGAGUUAUUUCCAGGCUGGAUCAAAGCCAAUGUCAAUGUUAUUUUUUACCUCGCAGUCUGACACUUCAUUAAGUAUACGUUAAUUUAUAACUUGCAACACUAAGACUGAUUAUGGAGCUCAGCCUCUAAUUGGUACUAAACAUACUGAUGUAUGCACUGAAGUGAUGUUUUUGUGUUCUGAAGCAAAUGUUUUCUUUGAAAUAUGAACUCUCUUGUGCUAGAUGCAGUAAAUUGGAUUUCAUGGAUGGAGGAGGCUAAUCCUUCUGUUAAAGGAGAAAACUAUCUCUGUCUUUGAAUGUGCAGAUAAUCUGGAGUCACUCGAGUUAUGCCGACAUGUUUCUUUAACACAAUGACCCACAUAUGUUUUUUCCUUCAGAUUUUAAGUAUCAUGCGUCACAAGCUAUCUCUGACGUACUCCGUGAGAUAAUACUACUAUAAAUAUUUAUCUUUGCACCAUGCAAAGGAGGGCAGACCAGCUGGUGUCAUUUCACCUCUGAUAUACUACGCUGAGUUUACUCUCUCCAGAGCUGAUGUUAUUUCACAGCUUUCACCUCCAUUUGGCUAAUCCUGUUUCAGGCAUGUGUGGUUGUAGUGUGUCUGAAAAGAGUCAGUUUUGAUGGAAAAUGCUAAAUAACAACUGGGGAAGCAGAUGGCAGUCCACCAAUGAGUUCAGGUCUGGUCAAGGUUUAAACCUGUUAAAGAAGUUUUAAUUGAAACUGUUUUAAGAGUUACACGAGGUUGCAACAGCUCUGUAUAAGUUAACACAAAUUCCAGUUUCUAAUUCAGGGAUGAGUCAAUGCACUACUUACCGUUUGUAUCUUGCAUCUGUGGAGAUAUUUCAACUUAAAUAUGCAGUGUAGCAUUUAGGGGUGUUGAGCAGAACAGCAGUCACUUUCAGCUUUUGUCAGAGCUCAACUUUAAUUGCUGCAACAAUCGACUAAAACUACUCAGGUCAAGAUCUCAAACAACUUAUUGCUGAUUCUGGAUUACAGCCUAGGCUUAUUCCCCUUGACAUAAGCUUAGCUCAGCCUUUGAUACAGUCAACCACGAUGUCUAAAACAGUCGUCUAAAAUACUCUGCCACUGCGUCUUUUUUUCUGUGAUGCUUGGAAAGGCCUCCUCUUGUGCUGCUAUCUCUUGUGGAGUCCCUCAGGGGUCUGUCUUGGGCCCCCUUUUGUUCACUAUGAGCAAAUCCAACAUAGGCACGGUAUAGACUUUCACUGCUAUGCAGGUGACACCAAUCUUUACGCCUCAAUAAAACUUGUCUGAGGAUGUCAGACAGACAAAUCCAGUAUUCUCUUUUAAAUCUCUUUUCAUUACUAACUUUUAUUACUUGGCUUUUCCUGAUGCUUUAUUGACUGCUGGCUUUGUUGCAUGUGUCUCUCAUCUUCUAUUAUUAAAGUUUUUGGACCUUACUUAUUGUUUUCUUUUGUAAAAUGAUUGAAUUUUUACUCGCCUUGUAUAUUGGCAUGCUCCUUUUAUAUACCUAUAUUUUGAUUUUUAUUUGAUUCAGCUGAACUUGGUUUGAAAAGGGCCGUAUAGAUAAAAUUCUUCGUCUUUUUUGUUAUUAUCGUCUGACAUGUACUUCUCUAUUUCCUUCACCUCUAGCAACCUCACAGCAUCGUCCAGCGUCGCCUGCUGGAGGGUAACAUCACACGGCUGCGAGGAGAAGCCAGAGACCCCAGCAGCAGAGUCCGCUCCCCGCUGGCUGACUCCAAGGAUGGAGCUGCAGAUGCCGAGGAGAGGAGUGAGAGCACGGCAGACGACUCCACAGAGGAGAGGGAGUCUCUGGAGGAGAGCGAAAGGAGCUUACGGUCAGACGAAGAGGACGACAGCAGCGAGGCGGGAGCCAAACCAAAGACCGAGAGCACAGAGAGCUCGACCCUCCUCACAGCUCUGGUUAUUCAAUGCAAGGUAGUGCUCAGUGCAGAAUGCCUAUCCUGGCUGAUUUUUAAUAGUAUUUUAGUCUCUAGUAGUGCUCAAAAAAAGGGAGAAAAAGAAGAGACACAAAGACAGCACCAUUUUCCUACAAUGACUCAUCACUUAAAGCCCACUCUCUAUUCUCCCCUUUCAACACAUUAAAAGCUUUGCAGAUCUCAGCAGCUGUCUUGUUGGAUAAAGACGGCAGAUAUUUGAGUCAAAGUGACCAAAAGUUCACACUAGUUAACAGGUCCACACGGGUCUAACAUUCAUUAAAAGUAGACGACAGGGAUAACAAGAGCACAAGGGUGCUACAGACAGACAGACAGACAGACAGACAGACAGACAGACAGACUGUGUGGGUUUAAGGACAAGAACAAAUCAGUGAUUGAAUGUGUGCUGCAUCUUAAAGGACUCAUUUUCACCUUUAUAAUGUCAGACCAGGACACCUAAAGAGUAGCUUCAAAAAAAUCCUUAUUUAUCUUAUACUGGCAUCCUUGAAAACCCUUGUUUAGUACCAUUCAGCCUCUGCCUGAAACACUUUGUUUUGGCUGCUUUUCCACUGGUACAAAGUCAGACUUAGCUUGUGGGUGUUACUUUUUACACAGCUCUGCAGUACUGACAGAAUCUGGAAGUUAUCUCUGUACAAAAUUGUCUGAGGCUAGGUCUCCUCUAUAGCAGAAGUUACUGAUGUUACUUUCAGCUUCAAGUUCCAGUAUCAGUUGAGUUGCCAAUCCAACUCGUACUGGUCUUUGUUUACAAAGGAAUCAUUAGUAAAGUAGUGAACAACAUUUGCCAGUCUUUGGCAUACAACAGCCACUCACUCUUUCUUCUUCAUCGUCUAGCAUCCCACUGAGCAAUAGACGGCCAUUAGACGUCAAGGUUUUAUUUUUAGACCUAUUUUCAACUAUCUAGAUUCUGUAUAUUUUUAGACAGAAUUUAGAUGUUGCAUGUUAACCCAUUAUUCGAUAGCCAUUUAUUUAAAAAAGCAACUGGGAGUUGCAUAACUGAUCUCCAAAUACUUAAUCAAAAUAAUUAUGAUAGCCGUAAAGCAAUAUACAGUGUUGUAAAGAUAUAGCGCAGAUUAGAUUAAGUCUAAACUUGGUCUAAAUUUAGAUGUCUAAAAAGCUUUCAUUCUUAGACCUGUGGUAGCCUGAAUUUAGACCAGUUGUCUAGGCUACAUUUAGACGUCUAUUAGCCCUCUUUUAGACCAAAAAAUGCUCUGUGGGUUGUCCCAUCAAUCCAUUAAUGGUUCCACCAAACCCCAAAUGGUUUAAGCAAAUGAAAAGGUUUAGGAGGAAGAUGGAGUUGAAUGUCAGGAAAGUUCUUGAGGCUCUUAAAAUGGUAAAUAUGCUGUAAGUCUUCAGUAGGAAAAGCAAGAUCCACUGCCUACACCUGCCAAGGACUAACGUUAAUCUAAUCAAAAAUGAAUUUGUGUGUAAAAUAACCAUUUCCGCUCUCCAGAUUCUUGUUGGAAAGCUCUGUGUGACACCAAGAACACAGCCAGUUUUUAUCCUUCAGAAAAUUCAAUCCAGUAUUCAAAAAGUUUCUCUUCCCUGUGGUGUAGAAGUAAUGUUGUGUAUCACAGCUUCUGAACAUAUUCAGUAUUAAAAUAAGUUGUCCACCCAGGACUUUUCUGGUAAAUUCAGCAUUUUCCCCUGUUACUCAUUGUGUUCCGCUUGGUUUUAUCAUCAACUUAUUAAAUUCAAAGUGUUCCUCAGUCACUCAUUGGGCUCCGAGAGGGAGAAAGUGGAAUUUUGCAGCGCCAGGACUGAGACAAAAGAGCAGGUUUGUGGGCUUGCUGAUAAGCCACCGAGGACAAAAAGGGCUCAGCUCGGUCUGUACAGAGUGUGAGGGAUCAAAACAAGCCUCAUGGAAACUGGACGUGUUUAUUUCCGAGGGGGAAACAUCCUCAGGUCAGGAGGGGGAGAUUUAUGACGUGGAGGAGACACAUCAGAACCGAGAUGGGUGCAGGAGAGUAAAAAUCCUAGCAAUGUUAAAAAAUAUCAGACGACUUUGGCUUCAAAAAGGGGCUCCAUUAUAACCUUGACUCCAGAUGUUUUAAGUGAGGGGGUAAAAAAGGUUUCAAAGGAUGAAUGCCACAGUGAUUCCCAUGUGAGAAUUCAUUAGAAUAGACAAAGGCUCGAGUUGGAAGAGAUUAUGUCAAAGUAAGUUUGUGGGUAGAUAAUUAGUAGAUGUGUAUAAAGUAUCAUUUAGAUCUAUAGUCAUAACUUCCAAAAAUGAUAUAGCUAACAUAUUAGUCCAAACUAGAUGCUUCCCGAUUGUCCUGGGGAUAAAUCAAACCAAAGAAAUUUUGAUGUAUCACUGCCAGUCGGACCAAAAUUUGCAUAUAAUAAUCUAAAGUUAUUUAGCAUUACCCACAUAGAAUUACCUGCUGUAAAAACGACACUGAUUAAAAUAGGAAUAGUUCUAUUUUGAGUAGCUAACAUAAAUUUGAUCUCGAAAAUAGGCAUUAACGUUUGCUUACUCAUAACUGUUCUGUUUUUGGUCACUUUGCAUAAAAAACAGAUCCCUUAAUCCAUAAAGUUUUCUAAAUUGGUUUUGACCCUUGCCAGUAUUUUGCCAGUAUUUAAGUUGCAGUCUCUUUGAAAGUUUUAACUGUCUUUCUGCCUCAUGAUUUCCAUCGUGUUCAGCAAUGUGCAGUUUCUGUUUAACUGUGUAGCACCAUCUCUUUUGCCCAAGUUUGCAAUCCUGGAAGCCACCAUCACAAUAGUUCAAAUCAGCAUUAUCCAGUAUCUUGGUUGUGAAGUAUGGACCCACUCUAUGUGACGAAUUGGCCAAAACUCACAUCGCUAUCUUCGCUCUUUUCAAUCAAACCUCCACACAGCAGGAUUUAUUUACUUAACGGUGCGCCUCCUUUUCUUUCAAUAUGUGAUUAUGAUGCAAAGAGUUAAAAAAAUACUGCAAAAAAAGAAAUUAAAGGUGUAACUUUCACCUGAAAUUUCCCUUCUAUGUAGACGAUGAGUUGAUUUGUCCAUGCUAACUCUUGCCAAUGAGCAGCUUACACAGAGCACAGCCUAUGUAGUUUUUAGUCUAUUUGGGAAUAACUCAGUGAUUAGCUCCAUCUUGACCUGACGACAGCACUAAAAGAAAAAAAAAAAAAAAAAGACAUGCUGCUUCGUCCUGGGGGAAACAUGAUUGCUGUAUUGUACAAGUUUCUCUAUUAUGUCUGUUGCCUAAAUGCAAUAUCACUCAGCGGACAUCUGAUGUGUGCUUUAGAGGUAAUUAGUUUUUAGAUUUAGCCGUAAGUGCUUCUCUUUUCAUCUGCACUCGAGUAAAUACAAAUUAUCUCUUUCAAAGAUGUCACUGUGAUCCUGCAAUAAAAGUCUAAAUGACUGCAUAUUAAAAUAAAACCCCAGUCACUGUCUGCUUUCCUUUAUUAUUAGUAUUCAUAACCUGUCAAGAUCCAGUGUUUUGAGGGCUCAGUCUGCGAGGACUCUAACCUUGUUUCAUAAAUAUGUAAGCAAGAAAAUCAUAAAAGCAUAACAAGGGGAUCUAUUUGCAUUUGAUGGUGGAAAAAGCAAAUAAUUUAUACAUGGGUUGAUAUGCAUUCAGGAGCGCAGGGGUGGUGUCAACAUGUUGCUUAUCUCACAUGCAUGCAGAGCUACCAUAUGUUCCCUAUAGAUUCCUUCUUUCAUCAUUUUAUUUCCUUUACAAAAUUUGUCCUGAGGUUAGGAUUUGUAAGACACCAAGAAAAAGACUGUUUAACAGAAAGAAACCAUUUACAGACAUUUCCCACAAACCAUGACACUCUGCUGUGAAUAAUAUACGUCCUUCUGCUUCCCAUGAAUCAUGUCUUUGUGACAUGCACUGCCCUACAGGCAGCGGAGCUCGACUGUGUGAUGCAGAAGAGGAGAAACGUCAGUUAAAAUUAGGACAAGCUGCUGCUAGCACUGCUACUGUAAACUCAGCUUAAAUGAUGGGAAACUCAUUUGCUUUUGGGUGAGGCGAUAAUGCUCGGCCUUUAAUUUUGAAGCUACUUCUAGGAAUAUGGCUCUGAGGACAUUAGUAUAAAAACACAAAUUAUAAGACCGUCUUUUUCCCCUCUUUUAAUUUUUGGAAGAUUGAAAAAAAAACAAUGUAUUACAACCUAACCAGUGAUCUUAAAGGGAUAUUCCGACGUAAAAUUAAGUUAGGGUCAACACACCAUAAUACCGAGCUUUACACCCCAUCGAGAGAUGAAUGUUGCUGACCGCUUGCUUCUCUAGUUAUACCAACUUUAGUAACGACCGCAGGAUAGCAAUACACAGCGGUCCCAGGAGCCAUGCACUUAACCAAAAUGCCACUUUAUAGCCACAAAUAAUGCUCAGAACAGCACCUAACUUCAUCAACAGUACAUAUAGGGUCCUAGCCACAGCACUAGCCACCAAACAUCUUUUUAAAUUUGCCUAAUUUCCUUAGCAAAGAGACUAAACACAACUCACCCACUCUCUUCCAGCAGCCGCUUGUUUGUAGCAAGACCUUGGCGAGUCUACUGACUGCAGCGGGUUGACGCAGCUCAAGGAGGAACAUUUAUGAUAAUUUCUUUAUCAUUUCCUUGAAGUAAUAAUCACCAUAUUGAUCAUUUUGCACUGCAGACACGGUAGUUCAUCUGCCUUAGCGUCUCUGUCUGAUUGCAUUUCCAUGAAGAAAUGAUCAUAAAUGUUCUUCCUUGAGCUGUGUCACUCCGCUGUGGUAAUGGACUCGCCAAGGUCUUGCUACAAACAAGCGGCUGCUGGAAGAGUGUAGGUGAGUUGUGUUUAGUCUCUUUGCUAAAGAAAUUAGGCAAAGUUAAAAAGAUGUUUUGUUCAUUUAUUAUUAUUUGUUUAUUUAUUUUAUUUUUUUGGGGGGGGUAUUUUUUGACCUUGGGAUGACCCAGGUACACUGGCUUUCUCAGUUUGAUUCUCUCAAUCUUUAACAUUUAAAAAAGCUAACAGUUACUAAGCUAAAACCUUUAAUUUGACUAAAAGGCAUUGAGUAUGAUAUCAGUCUUUUGUCUUCAAUUGCCGAGGCUAAGGCUGAGUACCUGGGUUCGAUUCCAGUGUACAGAUAGUUUCCCAUGGUAAUAUUUCACUCUCUUCUCUCUGGAUAAAAAUGACAACACUAGCAUUUGUGUGGAACCAGUUUUACUUUAUGAAACUUUUAUACAGAAUCUUUCUCAUCUUAAAUGUGCUCUCCUCUGACAAACGGGGGAAAUAUCUGGUUACUAACUGCAUCUUUCUGUUGGGCAGAGUAGUGAGCUUUCCUCAGGUUUACUGCUGAAUUUGUUGAAGUUGUUGCUUAGAGAUCAUUAGAGGUGAAAAUAACAUUGAAUUUAGUGUCCUUUAAAUCAAAAUAAGAAGUUAGCCGUCAUAUUAAAAGCUGUGUAGCAUAGUGUGCAUAAUGAGCAUGUUCAUUACUUGUGAAAUAUUCCCAAUUUAAGACUUUGAAAAUGAAAAAUAAUCCUAAAGUCAAGUAAAGGUUGCUUGAGAUUCAAAAUCAAUGUAUUAAGAAAUAAGCAAAAUAUAGGAUUUGGGGCGGCUAGAACAAACUUUCCUCCAAUUUUAGCUCAGUGCUGAAAACAGCUGCCUAUGCCAAAAUAGGAGUGGCCAGAAAAUCAAAACAAGGAGUUCAAUGAUAUAAAGAUCUUUGUAGAGCUGAUUGUAGCUGAGUGUCAAGUGAGCCUGUCGUCAUGUGAGACGUCUUUUUACAUUAUUGAUCACUGAGGUGUUAAAAAUUUAGAUCCAGCUGCUUUAGAUGUUUUUCUGUGGAGAGUUUAUCGGUUGAGUGGUGGAGUGAAAUGCACAUGUAUGACUCGUUUGGUUAAUAUUUUAUACUCUGGAGGAAUUAUUAAGUCAGGAAAAUCAAAGUGCACCGACCGAACUGAAGGGUCAGCAUCUUGUCCGGACAGGGUCAGCAGAAUAAACUUAACAGAUCAGCUAAUAAUCAAAACCAGCUCGUGUAAUCUGUACGGGAAGUUCCUGUUGGGUUAUUUUGAGCGUGAUCAUUAACUGUCAGGCUUUGACCCUGCAUGAAACAGAAGUGCCAUGAUUCCAGACUGAAACAAAGAGUCGCUACAGAUCAGAGUGCAAACAGAAAAAAUAAAAUCUCCCCCUGUAAAACAAAAGCUGGCUCAGAAAUACUCCACAAACGGGUGAUGUGUUUUGCGUGUGCAAAGCUGAUUAGCUGUCAACUUGGACUUCAUUUUCCAGCCUGGCAGGUUCUCAAACAUGUGUGAGCUGAAUAGAUUUGUCCGAGAGAGAAGAGAUCAACGGUUUCAAAGGCUCCCCAGAGUUGUGUUAAUGCACUGUUAUGACUGGCUGUUUCCUCCCUCGUGGGGGUGCCGGAGCAGAGUGGAAAAUCACACUGUGACAUCCAAAUCUCCCCUCUGUCCUCCCCACAGUGCUGCGAGACUGAAGUCAAGGCAUCCAUCAACACUGGCAGCCAACAUAACCACAUCUCCACCUCCUGCUGCAUGAGGCUGGGGUAAGAAACGUUGCGCUGGAAACUGCACUUUGAUUUCAAGGCGGCUUUUAAGUAGUGGUUCAAACAUCAGAUAAUCAAAGCAAAUGCUGAUAAAAAUAAGAUUUACAGCAGAGUAAAAGAGUCUAAAAAUAACAGGAUGAGAAGAGAAAGUAGGUGAAGAAUUAACAUGAGAAGAAAUGGCUCAUAAAGGUGAGAUUUACAAGCUCUUACAGCAGGUUUUAUAGAUCUUAGAGACCUAGAAAGACGCUAAAAUGCCAAAUAAAGCUCUGGUUUAAGCUCAGAGUAUGUGCAUCUGCUUAAGAGUGUCAAGUAAACAUGACAUUUGUCCAUAUUUGAAUUCUAAAUGUCAUCUAAAAGGCAACAGGUAAACAGUAAAACUUUAUAAAAGUGGUGUUCUCAUUAUCCUCAAAGAGCUACAGCUGAAUAACAUCUGAGUGAUUCGACAUCCAAUAAAAAAGUUCAAGCAAUAAACCUCAAAGUGAUGUUUCACCAGCAAAUGUUUUCCCAGGAGAUUGCAGGGAUAUGAAAUAAAAGUUAGGUAUUAUUGUCUGUGUCUGUGUGUAUUAUUAGAUUGGUGCCCAGCCAGGAAAGCUCACCGUGUGGUGUGAGCGGCUCAGUGACAGGUCUGCAGCUGCAACUGGGCAGACAGAGAGUCCAGUGUUCAGCUUAUGUCAAAGGUAAGACUAUGAAAACUUACACUAUAGUUAGGAGUUAUGCAGAGACUGGAAUAAAGACUCUGGCAUGGAUUGGGUUUUUUUAGCCAUCAGAUUUAAAAGCAUGCUAGCAACUCUGUGAGGUUGUACUGCACAAUUAACGACACAUGUCAACAUGAAGCGGCUUUAGCAUAGGGCUGGGCGAUAUGGCCUCAAAUCAAUAUCACGAUAUAUCAUUAUCACCUCGAUAAUGAUAAAUGGACGAUAGCUACUCCACAAGCUGCUCACCCCCUCCCACAUUCACUUCGUCUACUUCAGCCGCUACAACUUUUGAACUGUCCUCCAUCUCCUCACCUGUAUUUCCCUCUUUUUUACGGACUGGAUGGGGUGGAGCCACGUCACCAAUGUAGGACAGCAUCUUAAAGGGACAUGAGACCAUAGCUUAUCUACACACAUCCACAACCAACUUUUAUUUAUUUAUUUUUUGGCACUGAAUACACGUUUUUUUUGUUGUUGUAAAUUUCAGUAUCUGUAAAUUUUUGGUUUAUUUCCCAGCCCUACUUUAGCACUUAAACACGUGUCAGGUUUAUUAUGUCCAUCACGGUUAGAGUGAUUAGCAUGCUGGCGUUGUACUAGUGUCAGUAAAGACAAAUAUCAGCUUGCUGUUCUUUUGGAUAGUACAUGUCACUCCAAAAUCUUUUCCCAGAUGUGAAAAACACAGAAUGGUGUUUCUGUGUCAUGUUUACAUACAGUUCCCUCUUUGCAUGGUACAGUUACAAGUUUACAAGUCUAAUUUUGCACUCAUGCAGUGAUUUCCACGAUAGAGUCAUGUCUUUUUGCAUCCAGUAGUGGUUCUCAGCCUUUUUUCAAUUGUACAGAGAUUUCACAACUUUUCUACUGUUUUUGUCCUUUUUCUAACUUUAAAAACAUGUUGGUGACAUCCAGUUUAGGAUGAACACAACUUUGCCCUUGUAACAUUUGAUGUCGUCUUUGCACUUUUUUUAACAAAUUCAGAAUUUAGAUUACAAACAAAUCUUCAAGCUUGUUUUUGUCGACAUUUUACAGUUUCCCAUAUUUGGGAGGAAUUAAAGGUGUAGUUAGUUUUCACUGCAAAUAUGAAGUGACAGAAAGGAGACUUAAUAGUAACACUGAGAGCCAGCUGUGACAAAAUCAGCUUACUGUCACCUUGAAAGCUUAUUAAUUAACACAUUAUGCAUUAUUUUUACACUUCAGCUUUCAUCCGGAUUAAAAAAAUGAAGCUGUGAGCUGUUAGUUAGCGAGCUUAAGAAGAGCAGGUAUGAAGAUUUUGAUAGAGCCAGACAGCAGGUUACUCAAAGCAUUUCCAUAAAAAGUCAAACUUGUUUUUUAAAGCUGAGCGUUAUCUCUAGGACACCAAACAUAAAUACAAAUAUACUAUCUUAUUUCAACUGCUUUAGAGGUUUAUCUUGACCUGGUUCAUCUUUUGAGGAUGUUUGGUCCCAGUAAAGAAAAAGAACAAAACUACAUAAACAUUUAUGUUGUAAUUUUUCGGGACUUUCCUGUUCCUGACUCUGUUAUCUCUUAACCCAGCUCUUGACUCUGACAAACAUUAAAUCUCCACAUGGCAUUAAAAAUGUCACUUCUCUGCCACAAUAACCACCAUCACAGGAAUAUACGCUUAUCGCUCAUGAAUAGAGUGAGGAGUAAGGUAGCUGUGUAAAGGAUGGAGGGGAAUGUAUGCAGGUUAAGAUAAAACUGUUUCAUUAUUCAGAAAUGAAAUUCAGUUUUUUCUUCCUCUCUGCCCUCUCUCCUUAUCUUCAUUCUUUCUUGUUCUUUCAGAGGAUGAGACAUUCGAGCUGUGCCUCGGUCUUCAGACUCUGCUGGAACUCAAAGUAAGGUCCUCAUUUGCUUUGCUAAUAUUUGCUGUGCUUUAUUGUGUGUGUGUGUACGUGUGUUUGGGUUGAAAUUGUCACACUGAAUAAGCUCAAAAUCUUGUAGAAGAGUAAACAUUUCAGAGGGAGGAAACAGCAACACAAGCACGAAUUCUCCAAAUAUGAUUUACUGAGUGUGGUGAGGGAAAACUGGGUUGAUUCAUUGUAGUGGUUGAGCUUUUUGUUGGCUGCCCACUGUGCUGACAGAAACACAAAGAGCAAACUGAGGUCAUACUGUGUAGUGGAAAUGAAAUCUGCACAGUGUGAAAAAUGCACUUUGAGCCCCACGGAUAAAAUAUCUGAUUGUCUGACAAUAGAUUUCCCUCUCACUGCAGUAUCUGGUUUUUAUCUCCCUGAUAAUUAAAUCAGGAAAUCAGGACAGUGUGAAAUAAACAUAAUGGUAUAAAUUUCCCCUGAAGGACUAAUGGUACUGCAGGCUCACUCCUAUUCUAAUGCGUUCUCUGCAAACCUUCUUAAAGUAAUUGUGACUAAUGAUAUUAAAAACAAAAACAGGGUUGAUUUUCCUUUAAUUUUUACCAGGCUGUGUUAAAUACUUAAUUAUGAUUGGUUAAAACACCUCAAUAAUGGUGGUUAAUUCAUGAAAGCAAGAGCAAAAGCAGAGACAAAUGCCAGAUCGAAUCAGAACGUCAUGUCAGGUCAACCUGCUGAAAGAAGUCCAACAGACACAUUCAGCUCACUCAAUCAUUAGUGGCUAACAGCAUUGUUAAAUAGCAGAGGAUAUUUGUGAAAUAAGACUUAAUUUAUGUGGGGAGAACCAGACUGAAGAUUCAUGUUAAACAGCAGAAAAAAACACAAAAAGAGGAUGAAGAACAACGCAGAACCUAGCGAGGGAUAUUAGAACCAGAGGUCAGCAAAGUCAAGUAAAAAUCUAACUCUGACUACCAUCAGUUUACCAACAAACACAGCUAGCAUUAAUGCUAAUGUGAAAGCCCGUUGUAAAGGUUUGACAAACCGUCUCCUACACCGAGGGUCGCCACUAUCCACGUCCUGUAUAAGAUUCCAUCUAAAUACAUGAUAUCUAUAAAGAUCCACUUGUUACUUCAAAUCCACAAAGGCUGUAUUCUCAUGCUCAAGUUGUCUGUGAUCCAUCUUAACAUGUGAGAGCAGAGUUUGGAUCCUUCAUCUGUCUCUGGUAAACUAAUUAACUGUCAGUAAACCAAACCCAGCAUAUGCAACAUGAAAAUGAGGAUGUUAAGGAAAUUUGGGUUUAACUUAAAACAAGCGUUUAUCUGAUUAUGUGGAUAGUUAAUAACUAAUUGGUUUACGGGUGUCUGCCUAGGUCUGGUUAAAACACACAAACAUAAAGCAAUCACAAUUACAACAUGAUAACUGUUUGAGCUUUGGCACUGAUAAAGGACUGGCUGAACAGACUACUUUAUGUGAAGAAGACCUUACACAAACCAACAUAACCUAAUCUGCAAGUCCUAUUGUUGCUGUGGAAACACUGCUAACCAUGCACCUGAAGGACUACUUUUUUGGCUGCAUAAAUCAAACAUUCACAAAUUAGUUAAAUAAAAAACACAUUUUCAUUAUCACAGAAUAAAAAGGUGUUGCAAAAGAUGUAGAGCAUACACCUCCAAAAAUUGAGCUAUUUAUCACACUACCAAGACUGAAUUAAGAUAAGGCCUACAGUUACGGGAUUAGCAAACUGUUUGUUUAAAUAACCAUUUAUUCAGCUAACUGACUGUGCGACAUCUGUGAAAAUGUACAUUAUGUAAAAUUUAAAUGAUUGAGGGGAGCAAUGGGUGAGCUAUCCUACAUUUAACUUGGGAAAAUUACUUCCAGCAAAGACUCAAAAAUGGAACAAAUUUUAAUGCAGGGCUUAAAAAAUGUUUCCUUUGAUCAUCCUCCAGCCUCCUCAGUUUUAUCUUGUUUGGAGCCAUUGAUGAUUCACUAAUUAUAUUUCACUCUGUUUCCUCUCAGUGCUGCCUGGACCUGAGCAGCAGGGUCCUCAAGCUGCAGGGCUGCGGUGAGGAACUGCCCUUCCUGAACCCUACGCCAGACAGCCAGUGCCAACACGACACUAACAAGAACCUGUGAGCCCGACGCGACCGUGGCCACUAAUUUUCUCCAAUCUUGACUGGCUGGAGCAAUGAGCAAGAUGCUGUUUGUGUCUGGACUGUCUGACCACAGUGUCUCACACGGCCAGAACAUGGAGGAGCAUAUGCCAGUGUUGUCUCUUGAGUUUACAUGGUUAUGUUUGUAGGGUCAAGGCAUUCACUCUGAUUAUCUCUUAUAUUAAAUUAGUCUUGUUCACAGAGCGGAUGUUAUGAGCCAAUCAGAUCUCUGUGAGUGUCUUUCUUUUUGAUUAUACUGUAUAUCCAGUCCAGUUUCUCUGCUGAUUUGCUCGGUUACACUGAGGGUAUCUUAAAGGGAAUAAACAGCUGUUUUGACUUUUGUGGAAAAUUUUGUAAAUUGGCUGUGAAAAUGAUUUUAAAUCAUUAAGUAAAUGAAAUGUAUUAUCGAAAUCGUAGCUGUUUAAGUGGUUUUACAAGAAAUGGUUUUAUAUUUUGAACAAGUUUCAAGAGUUUCUCCCAUGCUGGUUUCUACAGCCUAGCCCAGUAUAAAGACUGCAAAGGCGGAAACAGCUGGCCAGGUUCUGUCCAAAGGUAACAAAAAACCAUCUGCAAUUGCUUUUUAGGUGCACAAGAAGACUUAAAUUUAACAAGAGAAGCAAUUAGUCCUUACUUUUGGAUUUCACACCAUUGUAUUACAUGCAGUAUUAGCUCAAUAAUCUGUUCCUUCUAACUAACUUUUCCAAGUAUUUCUGGUACCUAAAAUCAUCAAGUACUUGUCGAGUCUAUUAGCUGAUCCAUUAGCUGUUGACAUUUCGAUUGUAAGUUCUCGACUUCUAGCACAGCUGUUAGUUAAUGUUAGUUAACAGCCUAUAAGUUCACAGUGUCAUUGUUUGCAUUUUAACCAGAAGUUAGUUGAAAAAAAGGUUGACUAUCAUCCCCUGACCUUAAGCUUGUGGUUGUAGCAGUUAGCGCUUAACUGUUAGCUAAAUUAUUUUUUAGUAACAUCUUCAAUUACUACUUACUAGUUCUAGAUAUAUUUCUACAAUUUUCUCACUUGUUUUUGGAUGACAGUUUCAACUGUUAGCUGAAAAAAAAAACCAAGAUUUAACAGUUAGCUAAGUCGUUUUUGGCUAAUUGUUCCAACGGCUAGCUUAAUUAUUUCAGCCAAGAUUUUGUUGGUGAGCUCAAUUCUUUUGGCUAACUUUUCCUAAAAGUGUUAGCUCAAUUAUUUUUGCUAGCUAAGUCCCCCUUUUUUAAAAUCAUUGUUAGGUUUGUAAUUCCGCUACAGUUAGCAGUUAGCUCAUUUUUAGCUUACUUUGCUUGUUAGCUUUAGGUGAGCUGUUAUAUUUUUAUCCAUAGUAAAAAGGUAAAUUUUGAAAAGAUUUUUUACCUGAGCCUUGCAGUUAAAUCAAUAAUGUCUAGUUAACUGAUUUAACCUCUGUUUUCACUGUUUUUGCUUUGUUGUUAUUUGCAGCUAACUUAAGGCACAGAUAUUGUCCUCUUAAGAAAAUAUUACAUUAAUUUUAAAUAUUAGAUUAGCUUCCUGAAAGUCUGAACACUUAUUAUUGGGGAUGACUUGAGCAACGAGAAAAAAGUAAAGAUAAACAAUGCUAAAACUAUUUUUGGACAGAGCCAAGCCAGCUAUUUUAGGAAGAUUUGCUGGCUGUGACCAUCACUUUUGGCUUUUCGAAUAAAAGUGGUGUUGAUAACCUUCUGGGCCUCUUGAUGAAAAACAAACAUGCUUAUAACUCAAAACUGUUCAUUUUAAGAGUCAUUAUGACUUAUCAGAAAAGUCAGUACUCAGGAUGCUCUUUCUAGCGGGUCAAAGGAAAUUUUCAGAAGCUUGAAGUGUUUUGAAGUCUUGUACAAUUGGGUCAGGAUCAGGCUACCUCUUUGAGAAACAAGGUAGGUUUUUAAUCAAGAAUUUUUGAGGAUAUUUUAGGGAAAUACUAAGGUAACUGAUGUAUUUGUGCUCAGCUUUGUAAAGCCCCUUUGCUCUUUCUUUCCCAAUCAGAAAACGUAAUCGCUGAAGUUUUCCAGGAGCACUACUACAGUCAAGACUGGAUUCAAGUAGUUCCUCUAUCAAUCCUCUAAUAAAAAUAGACUUCAGGCCAGCUAAACAUAUACGAGUCAGACGACAGAAAUAUGAAAACAUUCCAUCUGCAUGACUUUGUAAAGUUCUGCCUUUGUAUAAGUCUGCAUGUUUGUGCAUUAGUCUGAUUGUGUCAUGCUGAGAGUCUGAAGGGGGCUGUAAGUAUGUGUUUCUGUGUGCUAGUAAGGAGUUGAAGCUGGGGGGGUUUCUGCCUUGUUUUUGGCUCUUCUUUCACACGGGAAAAAAGUGAAAUAUCUUCCCCAGACCGGUCCACCGAACUUUGGACAGAACAAGCUGCCAAAAGCCAGCCCCAGCUGCCUUCCCUCUCUGCCUCUUUCAGGAGAUUUUACCCAUCUUUAUUCAGAGGACCUGUCUUCUUUGUGUAUCUAACACCUUUUUAGGCUGAUGUUAUUAACUUUGACACAACCAGUUUGCUGAUUUGAACGAAAGGAACUUCCCUCUUUAGUGCCACCUGCCUUUCUCGUCUCAGUGUUUUUUUUCAUGGCGUGGAGAGUCAAAGACAGCCUCAGAUUUAGCCGCCGUGCUUGGCAUCAGCAACACCUGAGCCGUGACGCGCUUCUGACUGUGCUACAGUAUUCGUCUCACCUCUUCUUGGAGGUGAUCCACGCAUAGUUUUGGCGAUGUUUGUUUCUCUUUGACGUGCUUGUGACCUUCCUAUGCCGUAUGAGAGGAGUCGAUGUAUAACAGAAGUUUAUUUUUGGUGUUUCUCUUCUUCUGAACAGUAUUUUCUCUGCCUAAUAAAAUAUGUAUUCUGGCUAGCUCUGUUUGCAUUCAUGUUUUUUAUUAUGAACUGGAGGAAAUACAGGCCUAUUUUAAAGCAUUGCCAUGCAAAAGGUUUGGUGUUUUAAUCCUCUAAUCUCUGUCUGUCUGAGUCAUGUGAAUCACAGACUGGUUGUGGGAGGUUUCACUAAAGGACAGCCAGAGAAGCCUGUUAGAAAAAUUUUGGACCCUCAUUUUGAUUCCCAUGGUCUGUACUCCCAAAACACCCCUGUAUGUGCCCUUCACUGGUACAUGCUGCUAUAUUAAGAACCCUGUCCUGUUCAGAGAGAGAAAGCAGAUGUUCCCACUGAGACAUGGUGUUCUGAAAAUCAACCCCUCUGACCAAAGAAGGUUUCGAUUCCACAAAGACAUAAAAACAAGUCAACCAAACCAAGUCAAGACUUUCAAAGUGAGUCUGAUGUCAAAUUUGAGGACUUAAAAUCCUGAGGAGAAGGUCGAAUUCCUUUUUUCAGGUCUCAAAUUGCAGAACCAAGUACAGUUAUUUAAUAUCUAACUUUCAGAUGGAUCAAGAUGGUUAAUUCUUUUAUGGAAAGGCAUUAAUAUGAAUUUCAAUCUUUUCAUAGAUGUCCAAAAACCCCUUACAGGAGUUUUAGAUUACUAGAACAUUCAUCAGUAUUUCUUGUAUCAGAUAACUGAUUGAUCAUAAUAAAUUCAACCUUCUCACAUAGCACAAACUAUAUUGGUUAUUUCAUAUUUCAUCAGCCCCCCCUUGAAAAAGCAUUUUAAAGACAUCACACUGGACUCUGAGAUAUUGGAUCUGCUCUCUGUGUAAUUCUUUCUCUUUAUUUAAUGACUUUAUUGUAAGAUUGAAGUCAACAGAUACAAUUGUAGCAUUGGGAGGUUAGCAUGUGGCUUUAGUCUUUGCAUGUGGCUUUAGUCUUUGUUUGUUCAUCAACAGCAACCAAAAAUUAAAAAGUUCAAUUAUACUGAGAGUUGGUGGCAGUGGCCAAGACAGAACUAAUUUCAGUUUUGGAUAACAUGCAUUUCACAAACUCAAAAUAAAACUAACUUGUAACAUCAGAGUCUAAAAAAGUCUAAAAAAGUCCAGCUGAAUCAACAACAAAGACAAAUCUGCUCUGGUUCUGAGUCACAGAACACAAAUCCAAGGAGACUGGAUCAACUUGAAUCAACAAAACUUUUGUCGGGUUUUUGUUUUUUAUCCUCUUACACAUUCCACCAGGACUAAUCAGGAAUGGUAACAUGUAAUGCUUGAUUUUCUUCUUGGAGAAAUUUGAUUUGGAAGUGUUGCACACGCUCAGCUGCAUCCACAACAGUGCCAAUCAAUAAAAGUCAUGAAUGAAACAUGGUCCUUGGUUUUAUGAGUUCGAUCUGAGUUAGCCAAGUGAAUGCAAAACAGGAUUUCAAGGCUGAUUUGUGAAUUUUGAUAUUUGUUUAAAAACAGUUUUUUUUUUCUACCAUGAUAAAAUCAUUGUUGCUAUGAUAUAAAAGACUUGAAAAUCUGAUGAUAAAAUUUUGUGCUUGUAGUUUUCUAGGGAAAUCUGGUCAAAACAAUUCUGUUCUAAAGUAGUUCCACAAAUUUUAUUAGUGGUUGCAUGCGUCAUAGUUAGUGUUUGAUGAGAUAAGGUUCACACAGUUAAACCACUUUUUGGUAAUAUAUGGGUCAAGACUUGAAAAUUGCACAUGGUUGUGUUGUGAGUCUUGUAAAUCUGGACUGAACAAAGAUAUUCAACCAGAAACUCAUUUUAAAACCAGUUUUAACACAUUUCUUAAGUUGUUGUGGACAUCUUUUAAAUAUUGUUUAAUCAAUAAUUUAUAUUAAAACAUUUUUUUACCUUUAAAGAUCAUUAUACUUUUUGUUUAUAGCAGUUUGCACCUUAAUUGUUAUACUUCAAAAACACCCAACACCCAUUAACAGCACUUUGCAGCUGCAGCAGAAACCUCGAACAGGACCAGACUUACUGGAAACAGUCAUCUGCCCUAACAGAACGGCAUCAGGUGUUAAACUGCACAGCAGCUCAAGUGUCCAAUGAUAUCAGCCCAAAAGGGAAAGUCCUUCACCGAUUUUAUUUUUCAUUCAGGGACACAUCUGCAUUGGUCUGAUAUUUAUUCCACUUUACACAGCUGUCUCAUCUCAAAAAGGUAAACUACAUUAAUCUUGUCAGGACUGUCAGGCCAUGUUUUCCCCCGUUUCAGCUCAUGUGACAGCUCCCAGCACCAACAAGAUACUACAGGAGAAGAACAUAACAGGAACACGAAAUUACAGCGAGCGCUGUCAGAGACGAUCCCCCUCAGUACGCCCCCUCUCUCCUUUUGAGUCACUUUACACACCACAUCCUGUUAUCACUACGGCAGGCGACACCUCUGCUAUAGGAAAGUACCACGAGCAGCACGUUUCUGUCUCCUCUGGUGUUUUAUAUAAAUGCAGAACAAUUGCUCCGUCUGAAAACCACAGAGCUGGAGGCUUCAACGGUCAUCAAAAGUAACUGGAAAAAGGUUGAGGCUCGACUUUUUGACCUUUAAGUACGGCUCAGGCAGCGGCUGAUGCUUGUUUGUCUGUGCUGUCAAGGUGUUGCAUAAAGCAGAUGUCUAUUGUUAUUUGGAGAGCAGGCUUUGAUGGGAGGAUUGCAGUAAAAGGGGGCUCACUCAUCUGCAGUGAUGACUAAUAUAAAUCUCAACCCAGAGGAGUAAGAGCACACAGAGCAACAGGAUGAUCUCUGUAGGCUUUCAGGUCUCAUGAGGAAUGAAUCAUCUGAGGCCAUACACAAGCGUACAGUAAACCUCCUGUGUGCUUGACAGCCCAUGAAAGUGUAUUUAUGGAUAAUCAUUAGCUAUCAAGGUCGAGUGUAGGAGUUGAAUGUAGAAAGGUCCUCACUUCAUUGCACUGAAGCACCGGGUUAUAGAUAUUGCACUCUCAUCCCUGCUCCUAACGGUCGCUGCUGUUGUGAUUUAGCAGGCAUGUGGCGUCUUUACCUGACCUUUUACGGCUGGGCAUUUACAGUGUCGGCUAAGAGCUGCUCUAUAUUUUUCUUGAAUGCCAAAAAUCCUGUGAAAAGGCCAAAAAGAGAUGUGCUUUUCGUUCCCUCAGCACUUUUUCCCUCCCUUGUGGUGUUACUUACUCAGAAACCCAUUUAAUCCUAUCGAAGUAGAAAGCCCUAAAAAGGCUCAGAAAUACAGUUUGACAUUUGUCGCAACUGAUCAUUGAUUCCUGUCUUAUGGCAGUUUGUGUAGCGGUAACGGAAAAACGAUAUGAUGUGAAAAUUUUGUGUCCACAGAUGUUACCUGUAGUCAUGACAUGGUUAAUACGUUGGUCUGUCUACCAAAUUUAACACUAUUGAAGAGCCACUCCGAUAAAUAUCAUGUUUUUCUUGUUGUCUGUAUGUUCAUAUGGCAUUUUACUAAGAACAAAGUUGCAUUUCUGGGUAUACCUCUCACAGAUCCAAAUGGCAAGUUGAAACACAGUGAGACUUCCUAUGUCACAAAUCCAAGCUCCGCCCCCAACUCACUGUUCUGAAAGCUUUAAUCCUGUCCACAAAGACAUUAGUGUCCGAGAGCUGAAUAGCUCCUAUGUCAUCUGCUACUUCUACUACACUGGCAAUAUAAGGCUGCGAGCUAGCAUGAAGAAGAGUGUGUAGAGCAGCACUGUCUCCGCCCACAACAGAAGUGAAUUGCUAAUAAGCUACUGGAGCUCUGCAGAAGAAAAGCUCUUGAAGAUGACACAGGUAACAUGACUUUGGUUAAAAACUUAAUAAUCACAAUUUAACGACCACUAAUACCACUUUAAAGGUAAAAAAAAAAAAUACAAUGGGAGUGGGACUUUGAGCAAUCAUGUGUAAACAUUAGCCAAUACUAUUGAAGCAUAAACCAUAAUUUUUUCUUUUACCUUUUUGGGCUCUAACUUCUACAAACAUUAACCUUCAAUCAACCACCACAUUGCUGCUAUAUUUGGCUUUGAAAUCAUGAUUUGGGUUUUUCUUGAAAUAUAUAGAAUAAGAAUUAUUGCUUUUCUUAAAAUUUUGAGAUUUUGCAUGAAAAUGUAGAAUAUGCAGGCGGAAGAGCCGGGCUUUGUAGAUGGAAGAGUUUUGGUUUCAUUAGCAGAAAAACAAUCUACGCAGACAGCAAAGGGGCCAAACUCAAUUACUGUAAUGCAACACUAGAGUGCUUUAGUGAUUAUUGGUGAUUAGUGCUGCUUUAAGUUACUUCUUUCAACCAUAGACUGAAUAAAACAUGGACUUGGUCUCUUAUAUGUCACCUACUGUAUGCUGCUCAACAAAACUUCCAGUCUAUCAAGGAACCAAAAGAGGUGGAGAGGAGGAAGGCUUUUGGUAUCCAACAACCACAAUAUGCCCUACGGUCAAUUAAGCCAGUUUCAAAUGCACUAACAAAUUCAAGCAAUAUGAGCCCUAAUGGUGUCUUCAGGGAGGCUUUCACACACCACAUGAAAGCCUCCCUGUUAUUCUAGUCUCAACAUUGUCAAUAAAAGCUCCAAAUUCAUAAACUGUGCGGUGUCUAGUGAGGUUUUCAGCCCAUUGAGCACACAGAGUCCAGUUUCACAACAACACAGAGUGUUUUUAUGGUCAAAUGUUAGUCGAAAUCACUCACUUUCUGGACUUGACUUUUGUUCCUCUGUGUAGUGUUUCAGCACAAAGAAAUCAGUUGAUUGAAAAAAAGAGGGGACAACGAUUGAUCUUCUGGCGUCCAUGUGACGUGUUCUUAAUCC